This is a messenger RNA of Myripristis murdjan (pinecone soldierfish), 7679 nucleotides long. It is a transcript of the gene heatr5b, whose product is annotated as HEAT repeat containing 5B. The record is from RefSeq and is a predicted model, not a curated record. Gene Ontology annotation, biological process: intracellular protein localization; endocytosis; retrograde transport, endosome to Golgi. Gene Ontology annotation, cellular component: Golgi apparatus; endocytic vesicle; membrane. The transcript is spliced from 37 exons. The coding region runs from base 154 to 6366 and encodes 2070 amino acids. NCBI's taxonomy places the organism in Eukaryota, Metazoa, Chordata, Actinopteri, Holocentriformes, Holocentridae.
UUUCAAUGCGACACCCCAGAUGAUACGUCGUCAUUCAUCCUGGGGUUAGCGACUGACAGAUUGUAGGGGUGAGGUUGCAUCAUCAAAAGGCUGCGUCAGAAGAUCCCAAAUUCCCCAGAGCUGUGUGUUGUUGCUGCCCGGGUCCCCCUCACCAUGGAGCUGGCUCACAGUCUGCUGCUCAAUGAAGAUGCCUUGGCCCAGAUCACCGAAGCGAAGAGGCCUGUCUUCAUCUUUGAAUGGCUCCGCUUCUUGGAUAAAGUUCUUGUAGCAGCAAAUAAGGUGGAUGUAAAGGAGAAGCAGAAGAAGCUGGUGGAGCAGCUAACAGGACUGAUUAGCAGCGCUCCGGGACCCCCAACAAGAAAACUGCUGGCCAAAAACCUGGCUACCCUUUACAGCAUCGGUGACACAUUCACAGUCUUCCAGACUCUGGAUAAGUGCAAUGACAUCAUUAAAAGCAAGGAUGACACGCCUGCAUACUUACCAACAAAACUUGCUGCAGUGGCAUGUGUUGGAGCUUUUUAUGAGAAAAUGGGCAGGAUGUUGGGAAGCUCCUUCCCAGACACCAUUAACAAUCUUUUGAAGGCAUUAAAGAGUGCAGAGUCCCAAGGCAGGGGCGAGAUCCUCCUGAGUCUGCAGAAGGUGCUCAGCGGACUCGGUGGGGCUGCAGCUUCAUGUCACCGAGAUAUCUACAAGAACGCUCGCUCCCUUCUCACUGACAGGUCCAUGGCAGUGCGCUGUGCAGUAGCAAAGUGCCUGCUGGAGCUACAGAAUGAGGCAGUUUUCAUGUGGACCACAGAACUAGAGAAUGUGGCUACGCUGUGUUUUAAGGCCCUCGAAGGCUCCAACUAUGGGGUCCGGGUUGCAGUGUCCAAACUGCUGGGGACAGUCAUGGCUACUGCCCUGAUGCCCAAACAAGCAGCCGUGAUGCGUCAGAAUGUGAAGCGAGCCACCCUGGAGGAGGUGCUGGAGCUCAUGGCCACUGGCUUCCUGCGUGGUGGAUCUGGCUUCCUUAAGAGCGGGGGCGAGAUGCUGAAAGGAGGCGCCUCUGUCAGCAGGGAGGUGCGGGUGGGCGUCACGCAGGCCUAUGUUGUGUUCGUGACUACACUUGGUGGUCAGUGGCUGGAGCGCAACUUCGCCACUUUCCUGUCCCACGUUUUGGACCUAGUGUCUCACCCACGGGCCACACAGACGCACGUAGAGGCUGUGUACUCGCGGCGCUGUGUCUCCUUCAUGCUACGCGCCACCCUGGGGGGCUUGCUGGGAGAAAAAGCGCAGAUUGCAGCGGGCAAGGAAAUCUGCCAGGCUAUCAGCAAGCAAAUGAGGGCUGUGGGUAAGGAGGAUGGGGGGGAAAUAUCACGGUUCAGAGCAUUACAGAAGGCAGUAGUGAAUGACACCAGUGGAGAGAACAAGGCAGGGGCAGCAGAUGUCUCUGCCAGUCAGCAUGUUAUGGUGUGUGCCCUCAAAGAGUUGGGCAGUCUGGUUCAGAGUCUGAGUGCCACAGCCUCACCACUCAUCCAGGAGCCCUCCAUAGGGCUUCUGGAAACUGUGACCUCAGUGCUCCUCCACCCGAGCAUGGCAGCCCGUUUGGCAGCAGCAUGGUGCCUGCGUUGUGUCGCAGUGGCGCUGCCUUAUCAGUUGACCCCGCUGUUGGACCGCUGUGCUGAGCGCAUCAACAACCUCAAGAGUUCGCCUGAGGCUGUGAGCGGCUACAGCUUCGCCAUGGCUGCCCUACUGGGAGGCGUACACCAGUGCCCGCUGGGUAUCCCCCACUCCAAGGGCAAGCUGGUGGUGAGUAUAGCUGAGGAUCUCUUGCGGACAGCUGCCCAGAACAGUCGAUUGUCCCUGCAGCGCACACAGGCAGGCUGGCUGCUGCUGGGGGCCCUCAUGACCCUGGGUCCGUCCCUGGUGCGCUAUCACCUUCCCAAGAUGCUGCUGCUGUGGAGGAAUGUGUUCCCUCGCUCCCAGAAGGAGCUGGAGGCUGAAAAGGCCAGAGGAGACUCCUUCACCUGGCAGGUCACCUUGGAGGGCCGAGCGGGGGCGCUGUGUGCCAUGCGUAGCUUUGUGGCCCACUGUCCUGAACUGCUUACAGAAGAUGUGAUCCGUAGGUUAAUGACCCCCAUUGAAUGUGCCAUGACCAUGAUGUCUCAUGUUCCUGCCAUCAUCAAAGUCCAUGGUGCCCAUCUUAAGGCAAGCGCAGCCAUGGUGAGGCUGAGGUUGUACGACAUCCUGGCCCUUUUACCUCCCAAGACAUAUGAAGGCAGCUUCAAUGCCCUCCUGAGGGAGCUGGUAGCUGAGUUCACUUUGACUGACAACUCAGCCAACACCACCACUUCCUUGCUACGCUCCCUCUGUCACUAUGACGACAGUGUGCUCAUGGGCUCAUGGCUUCAGGAGACUGACCACAAGUCCAUAGAGGAUCAGCUGCAGCCCAACAGCGCGUCGGGCAGUGGAGCUCUGGAACAUGAUCCCUCCUCCAUUUACCUGCGUGUUCCCGUGGGCGAGGCUAUUCCUGGGCCUCUCCCUUUGGGUGUGUCUGUCAUCGAUGCAUCAGUGGCCCUGUUUGGUGUCGUCUUCCCCCAUGUUUCCUUUAAACACAGGCUGCAGAUGCUGGAUCACUUUGCAGAGUGUAUCAAGCAGGCGAAGGGAGUUCGACAGCAGGCAGUCCAAUUGAACAUCUUUACUGCAGUGCUUAGUGCCCUCAAGGGCCUGGCAGAGAACAAGAGCACUCUGGGUCCUGAGGAAGUGCGUAAGUCGGCCCUGGCCCUGGUGAUGGGAGCCUUGGACAAUCCCAACCCCAUUCUGCGCUGUGCUGCAGGAGAGGCCCUGGGCAGGAUGGCUCAGGUGGUGGGAGAAGCUACCUUCAUUGCCAGGAUGGCACAGUACAGCUUUGACAAGCUGAAGUCAGCUCGUGAUGUGGUGUCAAGAACAGGCCAUUCCCUGGCUUUAGGCUGUCUGCAUCGAUAUGUUGGAGGAAUUGGCUCAGGCCAGCACUUAAAGACCAGUGUCAGCAUCUUAUUGGCUCUUGCCCAGGAUGGAUCCUCUCACGAAGUCCAGACAUGGGCACUGCACUCUCUUGCUCUGAUCGUGGACUCCAGUGGUCCCAUGUAUCGAGGCUACGUAGAACCAACCCUGUCUCUGGUGCUCACCCUGCUUCUCACUGUACCCCCCUCCCACACAGAGGUGCACCAGUGUUUGGGCCGCUGCCUGGGUGCCCUUAUCACCACCGUUGGACCAGAACUACAGGGGAAUGGUGCCACCAUCUCUACCAUCCGUUCGUCAUGCCUGGUUGGCUGUGCCAUCAUGCAGGACCACUCUGACUCCCUGGUGCAGGCGGCUGCCAUCUCCUGUCUGCAACAGUUGCACAUGUUCGCUCCUCGCCAUGUCAACCUGUCCAGCUUGGUGCCCUGUCUCUGUGUUCACCUGUGCAGCUCCCACCUGUUGCUGCGCCGUGCCGCCGUAGCCUGUCUGAGACAGCUUGCCCAGAGAGAGGCUGCGGAGGUGUGUGAGUACGCCAUGAGCCUGGCAAAGAGGGCUGGAGACAGCAAAGACAGCACUACCAUCAAUCUGAACAUCACAGAGACGGGUCUGGAGGGUGUUCUGUUUGGCAUGCUGGAUCGUGAGACAGACAGGAAGCUCUGUUCUGACAUCCAUGACACACUGGGCCACAUGCUCUCUUCUUUGGCUGUGGAAAAGCUUUCCCACUGGCUGAAACUCUGCAAGGAUGUCCUAGCAGCCACCACAGAGGUGGGAGGUGCUGUCACAUUUGAGAUGGGGAAAGAUGAGGAGGACUCUGAGAAGAAAGAUGAGAUGGACGAUGACAUCAUGUUUACAGCUCUGGGUGAAGAGAACAAGACCAAGCCCUCGGUGGCGCCACGCUGGGUGACACGAGUGUUUGCUGCUGACUGCUUGUGCCGCAUCAUCUUGCUGUGUGAGAACGCAGACAAGACACACUUUGACCUGGCUGCUGCUCGCUCUGCACAAGCCAAGAACCCCAAAGUGUCAGCUGUUGAAGAAGGUGACCUGUUGGUGCUCCAUUUGUCUGACCUGAUCCGCAUGGCCUUCAUGGCAGCCACAGACCACAGUAAUCAGCUGAGGAUGGCUGGCCUGCAGGCCCUGGAGGACAUCAUUAAGAAGUUUGCCUCUGUGCCAGAGCCCGAGUUCCCUGGGCAUGUUAUCCUGGAACAAUACCAGGCCAACGUUGGAGCUGCCCUGAGACCAGCCUUUUCACCAGAUACACCGUCUGACAUUACAGCUAAGGCAUGCCAGGUGUGUAGUACGUGGAUUGGUAGUGGUGUAGUCAGUGACCUCAAUGACCUGCGGCGAGUCCACAACCUGCUGUUGUCCUCUCUGGACAAGGUGCAGGCUGGGAAGGGCUCCUCAAGCCAACUGUACAGUGAAAGUGCCACCACUAUGGAGAAACUGGCUGUACUCAAGGCCUGGGCUGAGGUGUAUGUGGUGGCUAUGAAGAUCAAGAAAGAGGCUGAGUCCAAACCAGCCAAGCCAGUGCGUAGUGGGGAUGAUGAGGAUGAUGAGGACGAUCUGGGGACAGACGUGCUUCCUCCUGACAGCCUCAUCACCCUGGUGCAGCCAGAGCUUCCCUCCCUCAGCCGCCUGUGGCUGGCCAUGCUCCAAGAUUACGCUCUGCUCACCCUGCCUGCUGAGUUCUCCAGUCAGCUGCCCCCUGAUGGUGGUGCAUUUUAUACCCCUGAGACCAUUGACACAGCACGGCUGCAUUACCGCAACUCCUGGGCACCUGUCCUGCAUGCUGUGGCCCUGUGGCUGAGCAGCACUGGGUUUGGUGGUGCAGAGGAAUCUGAAGAGCCUCCUGCUCCUUCUAGAGCUCCUGGCCUCCCCCAGGGAGUCUCUGCAACCACUAAGACCUUUGAGGAGCUGGUCAAAGACAGAAUGCAUCUAAUGUUGGGUGUCAGUAUUGAGUUUCUGUGCUUCCCUCGGCCUGAGGAGCCCAUUGAACAUGUGAUGUCCUGCCUGCAGGCCUUGUGCACUCUGCUAGACUCUCCUUGUGCUAAGACCCAUAUCGCAGAGGACCAGCUGUUGGCUGUGGAGCUGCUGAACGUCCUCCACAGGCUGCUGCUGACCCGAGACCCUCCAGCUGUACAGCUCCAGGUCACUGCUGUAGUACAGGAGACCAUCAGGGCUGCUCUGGACCAUCUGCGGCAGCAGAGGACCAGCCAGGGCAAAGAGGAAGGAGGAGAGAAGGACUCCCAGUCUACCCUGGGAGAAGGAGGAGACACAGGAGAGCUCCUGCCUGGCAAGUCCUUGGUGUUUGCAGCCAUGGAACUGCUGGUGUUCAUUCUGGUGCGCCACCUGCCACAACUAAAUACACGGGUCAAGGAGUCACCGAGCCAUGUGCCUCUCAGGCCCCAGCGUCUGCCUGAAGAGAGCGCCCGCCUGGUGGCAAACACAGUCUCUAUUCUGGCGGAGCUGCCCUCACUCUGCUCCCCUGCUGGAAGCAUGACCAUACUACCGACAGUGCUGUUUCUGAUCACCGGGGUACUGAGGGAAACCGCGGUUAAGACUGGUGACAACUCCGUGCCUUUGCCCGUGUCAGCCGCCCUGCAGGGCAUCAAGACCAUCAUCACCUCCCCCUUGGCUCGGGUGGAGAGCACUCAAACACAGUGGACUGGCCUUGUGAGGAGCAGCCUAGCCUCUGUGCUAGAGUACUCACAGCCAGAUGAGUCCAGGCCUGACAUGGAUGAGGUCAGUAUGUUGACAGCUAUCACGCUCUUCCUGCUGUCUGCCAGCAAUGAGAUUGUAGGAGUAACCGUCCUGCAGAAGGGUUGCAUGGACCGCUUCCGAAAUGGCCUCAACUCCAGUGAUCCCUGGGUUCAGGCCAGGUGUUACCAGCUGCUCCUGUCAGUGUUUCAGCACUCCAGCCGUGCACUGUCUACUCCCUAUAUCCAUGCCCUGGCUCCGCUUAUGGUGGAGAAGCUAAAGGCAGUGGAGUGCAGCCGGCCAGGGACCGCUGCUGAACUGCAGGCUGUUCAGGAGGGCAUCAGGGUUCUAGAGAACCUGGUUGGCAUGGGAGAAGAGCAGAACCGGGUGCAGCUGCUGGCUCUUCUUGUUCCAACUCUGAUCUCCUACCUUUUGGAUGAAAACGCCAUCUCCUCUGCUCCACAAGUUUCCAAAGGCCUGCAUGAUUUUGCUCUUCAGAACUUAAUGCGGAUUGGUCCACUCUAUCCAGCUGCCUUCAAGACUGUAAUUGGAGCAGCACCUGAGCUUAAAACCCGCCUGGAAUCUGCCAUACGGGCCAACCAGGCCAGCAGCAAAGCCAAAGCUGCAGCCAGGCAAGCUCAGCCCGCUGUGCAGGCUGCCCCAACUAUCAAACUCAAGACCAGCUUCUUCUAAAUCUCCAGAAAUAUACACCCCACCGCUUAACUCAGUGUUGUUUUUUGUGUUAAAAGAACACCCUAUGUCAUGUCUGUAUCAGCGAUAGUCUCUUAAAUGUAUUUAUUUAUUCUGCAACUCAUCUUUGUUUCAGUGGGUGAGUAUUCUGUUUUCUUGAAGUCAAGGAGACAAUUAUGUAAAUAUCAUUAAAGCGUCUUUGAAUGUUCACUUAAAAAUCAUCUGUAGGAAAUGUCAUUGUUUGAAUGUAUAAUUUUCAACCUUAAUGCACAUAUGUAAAGGGACACAAUCUAAAUGAUCCCCCCCCUCCCCAAUCCUUUCCUUUUUGUCUUUCCAUCAUUCCUCGCUGUCCAACAUGUGACCUACACUGUGACAUUCCUGUGUGAUUUUUGCCUCACUGUAAGCAUAGCAAUCCACCUCAGUAUUUUUGCUUUCUUUUUUAAAAUUUCAAUCAUGCAUGUCAUUUUAAUGGAGCUUGUUUUGCAGAAUGAGCAGGCUUAGGGUCUGCUUUCAGAGAAUUGCUUUAGUUAAUCGAUGCUGACGAAUGCUGCUGUUUGCUGGAGAAAAUGGUUUAUUGCUGUUAAGAUGCGUUCUAGAUCAGUGGUUCUCAGCCUUCCUGGGAUUGCAAGGAUAAUGUUGGGGUGUAUUAAAAUGUUUUAUGAGAUAUGAAAAAAAAUCUAAAUUUGUAAUCAUGUCUAUACUCUUCAGAUUUUUCUCUCUUUUGUCCUUUCUCUUAUGAAAUAAUGACUAGUUUUAACAAUCCAGUCCUCCUCUGAUCGUUAAUCAUUGAAACAACAAGAAAAGGAAAAACUGAGAACUGUAAACCUGUGAGGGGUAUCAUGAAAAGAGGUCUCAUUUCAUUUUUAAGGGUCAAAAACCAAAAAGGUUGAGAGAUACUGUUCUAGACACUCCCAUGUUCUAAAGUUACUUAGAAAUUAACACUGAUUUUUACUGAGGACUGAAUAACACUUCAUCAAAAUUCUGGUAAAAAUUAAAUGUAGCAAGCUUUCAAAUUGUUCUUUAUGCAAAAUAAUAAUAAUAAUAAUAAUAAUUCUCAAAAAGGCAAAGCAUUAAUCUGUCAGAAAUCUGUGUAGCCCACAGACUCUCAUGCUACUAUGUGGUGGCAGUGUGCACAUUUACGCCUUGCUUACAGUUGAUAUUUGAGGCUCUCCUCAUCUCUAGCUUUAUGUCUUAACAGCUACAUGGACAGUGACUUCAGUGAAUAUCAGCCACAGUGAUUGGAAGGCACACUGUAAUAUUGCACUCCCCAGUCUUUUGAGAUGAACUGUUACAUAAAUAAAGUUGUUUUAACCACA